GCCGCGGCGCGUAGUGUUCCCGCGCCCACCCAACCGUUUCGAUACUGUACACAUAUCAAAUUUCACGCGAAAAUUUGAUAUCGUCGUCGUUUUUGUGAAGUGUUUUGAAAAAGUUCGCGCGUUUGCCGGUAAAUGUUUCAAGUUUAUCCGACUUUAGAAGUUCCUUAGAGUUUGUGCUUGGAAUUAUUUUAUUUGCGCUACUGUGUUUUUUGUUGCCCAGUGAUAUGAUUGCAACCGUUUAGUUUUUGUAACAAAAAUGUAGAUAGAUCAAAAGUAGGUAGCACCUACAUUUAUUAAAGUACGAUGUCCAUUGACCAGGCGUCACCACUGGUGCCGAUCAAACCUCAAGUAACGCUGCAGAACAGUGCGUUUAUAAAGAACAGUCAUAACCGGAGCAGUUUUUGUGGGGUGGCACCAUCGCCGAACGGUAAUGGAACGUUCAAAACUUUCGCCGUCAAUCGCAAGAGUUGGAGUGGAAACGUGACUCUUCCGCUCCAGCAGUUCACGCCUGAUGUGGAACCAACUCCGCUGUUGGGAACUUUUCGUUCAGGAACUGGAACGUUCCCGAGGAACCGGGAACGGAACAAUAAUACUACAAACGGAAUAUUAACACCUAACGGGAACUCUGUUCAGACGUUCAAAGGAAAUGAAGUGAGGAGGUGCGGAAGCUCCAACGGCCGACGUUACGCUGAGAUCGGAAACUGGAAUAAAAGAAAUGCGACAUUCCUCGAGCCACAUCUCCAGGGCAUAAGAAGACGUGACAGCAGAAGUUCAGACUCAGAUCACGAUGAGCGCUCCACCGAAGACGACGAGAGGUCCCUGCUUCGAAGCUCACCGCGCACGAGGCUCCCCCCUCCUCCGCCGCCACCGCCUGACGACGACCCACCCCCGCUGAAGCCUAGAGAGUUCUUUGAAAGACUUCAGACUCAAGCGAUGCGGGAAGCCCAAGAAAGAAAACAUAGACCAAGAGACUUACCAAUUAAAGACUCCAACCAACUCUUCAGACCGGUCGACGCUGACGGCAGUCUAGGAGACAGCCUUAGUCAGAGUCGAGAAAGUCUGUCAUCAGACGGCGAAGGCGCUCGAGGGGACUGCUCGUCCGUCGACUCCUCAGGGUCAGGAUCAGAGGAACAACCACCAUGCGACAUCGGGCUUCUGGAGCGACUGAUCAGGACGCACCCUGUAUGGUUCCUGCCCGGCAUUCAGAGGGCCGGAGCCUUCCAUUUGCUCCAAGGAAAGGAGGAAGGGAACUUCGUGGUGCGUCAAUCCAGUCAGCCCGACACCAUGGCUAUCAGUGUCCGUCUACCGGCAGACAAGGGACCCUAUAUCGAGCAUUAUCUUAUCCAGGCUGCAAGUGGCCGCAUCGGGCUGGAGACCUCACACAACCGCUUCGAUAACAUACCUGAGCUCAUUGCACACUAUUCACAAUGCUGUGACGAGCUCCCAGUGCAAUUGCAAUUACCUCGUCCACUUCGAGAAGCAAAAAGUCGUCAUCAACUCAGUUCUUUAGCUCUUCUAGGACAAGAGUUCUGGGGUUAUCCGAUGGCAAACCCGAAGAACAAUCCGAACAAUCUACUUUCUCCUUGUCAGCUAGCUAAUGGUGUGAUUCCAAUGGCCGUUACGCCCUCCGAUACGGGAUCUAGUCUUAGCAGUUUUAAUGCCAGUACCCGAACCAAUUCCCGUGAACACAUCCUCAGCCCCGACAAAGAACAAAAUGUAGUACUAAAGAUGUCUCCGAUAGAAAAUUCAGGUUCCCCACCGACUCAAAACCAGAACCUCAGCACUUUCAAAGGAAAGACUGCGCCAUCACCACCAGCCAAACCGAACAGCGCAUUCGUUAGAGCGCCUAGACCUACCCCACCAAAUACUUUGAACCUUAUGUCUAGUACCGCGCAUAUAACACAGCCUCAUACAUUUCCGACAACCAACACGCAACAUUCUCCCACCCAAUUAAACAACAUAAAAAUGACACCACCUCCUCCACCACCACGGUGGGCUAAACCGCCAUUUUCCAAGCCAUCCUUAUCUCCAAAAUCGGAAGCUUUCAGCCCCAUUAACAAAGUAUCACAGAACGGAAACAUAACAGUCACUACCACAGUUACAUUCUGUGUCAAUAACACACAAAUUCACAAUCAUCAAAUCAAUGAAAGCAUACAAAGUGACAGGUUACAACUAACGCUUGCGUCUAAUGCAGUCAAUAACAACAGUAGCGCAGACUCUGUAUUCAGCAUCAUGGAUACAGGAAAAAAUAUUGCUGAUGCUAAUGGAGAAUCCCAGAAUAUGAUGCACCGCAUGUCACCAGAGGGAGAGUGCAUCAAUGCAAUGACAGCUAGUUUGCACGGGAGCUUCAAACGUCAAAUGACUGAACAGAAUAAUGUUGAACCAGGAUCGCCAAUAGAGCCACAGUCUCAGACAAAUACAUCGGAUUCAGCGGAUCCGAUUGUAAACAGUUUGACCAAAUCUAGCAGCACUUUUGCUCCUAAUCAAUUAGUGUCUCCCAACGGCACAAACUCUGUUACAAGUGGCAUAUUUUCUCCAACGAGUCAGAUUAAUUCCCCUGUUUCUAACGACACGAUUUCUUCUAAAAGCGGGGUCUUUUCUCCUUUGAGUCAAACUAACAAGAGUGAGAUCUUUUCUCCUAUAUCGAGAAGUUCCCCAAUAUCAGGGAAAAAUGUUUUCUCGCCGACGUCCAACCAGUCAAUUAUAUCUCCGAUGAUGGGGAAAGACCGUGACAAAGUUCUGUCUCCAAAUACGAAUACAACGAGCACUACGCCGUCUGGUAGAUCGAGGAGGAGUAAGCACUCCCACCGAAAGGAGUCCAAACAUUAUCAGGAAUCUGAUAUCCUAGAAUCUCCAGGGGUGUAUUGCCGAAGUUCGCUAAUUGACAAAGUAUCAGACUAUGAAGAUAUUUGGGGACCAGAAAGCAACAGUUGCUCUACUUUUAAGCCGCUGAAAGCAGAAAAUGAAAAUAACAUUCACAAUGGUCUGAUGAAAAGUAAAAGACCAGACCUUUUGCCAGACACAUUACCCAAACUAAAUGCAGCAAAAAGUACACAAUCCAUAUUGGAAAAAGAAAAUAUACUUCUACUUAAUUCAAAUGAAAGUCUAAAUGAAAAGAAAACCCUUUCGGACAGCUCGCUGAAGAAGAGCUUUAGAGGUUCAAAUGAAAUUAUAGCAACUACCAACAGCAAGGGAGAUAUAAUACCAAAGAGGCCAGAUAAACUUAAUAUUUCUAUGAAUAUGAACAAGAAAUUGACUGAAGAGAUUGAAGCUGUUAUUAAAAUUAGGGAGAACUAUAGUUCUGAAAGUAUGGAGACAAUGAAAUUAGAAGACGACUGUGCACUAAAUUCUAUUGGUGAUGAGUCUGAAAAGGAUAAUGCUGGCAGCCCCUUCUACGCUGAUCCUGUAGAUGCAUUAAAGGAAGCUGCCUUGCCACAAGUGCAACGACGAAAGCUGCUGAGGGUCGGAGUAAAUCUGUCCCAACGCUACUCAGAACCGCCGACCCAGAAUCAUCCGUAUUACCCUUUGCGUGACAUGCAUAGUAUUGAAGAGCUCUCUCCAUCGUCGCCAAAUACGUCAUCAUCGGUGGAUAACCUGAUGUCUCUGCGGAGCAAACCGAAGAUGAAGCCAGUACAGCCGCCACGAAUCGCGAACAAGCCACCCACAGGCAAGAACGACCAGACUUGGACCGUUGAUUCCAGUUGGGAGUUUAUAAACAAGAAUGAAGAAGGUUCAAACGGUGAAAACGGAACGUUCCCCUCGCUGGCCGAGCAGGAAUGUCGGCUGAGUGCUGUCGACGAUGGCACGCAGCAUCUGACUGUACAUCAAGUGGUAGCACAGAGAUUCCCUGAUCUACGGCUGAAUGCUGAGCCAACGAUGUUACCAGAAGAAGUGAGAUCGCCGCCAAGAGCUUCGUGUUAUGACAACGUUCACGAUCUGAGGCCCUUAUCUGAACAGGCGAGCGACGAUGGCACAGUAUUUUCCGAACCUUGGGACAGCUCGCAGUGGGACGGGCUGAUUCCUCCUUCGAAUGGCCACCAAAUCUAUGAUAAUGACGAACCUUGUGAAUGGGAGUCUCCCAUCCCGAGGAGAGGACCAACUGUUGCCACGAGGGCGAAAAGCUUCAGGGACCGACUGGAUCCAUUACUGGCGGCAGGAAGAGUGCGUGCUUUACGCGGCGGCCGACAGACGCGCGGCGCGGGCGCUGCGCUGAGGGCGUAUGCGCUACACCUAGCGCAAGACAAGAGCACGACGUUUGCGCAGAACAUCGACAACUUUAUAGCAUGUACCCUCGAUUCUAAGGAUACUAGUCCGCAGGUAAUGAUGCGCAACAUGAGGCAGUUUAUGUCAGGAAUGAAGAACUAUCUGGUCAAGCACGGCGAGAGGGAGUUCGAGAAAGAAGUUGAAAAAGAACGGCUCAAGCUAAAACCAACGGAGUUCCUGAACUUGGACGCCAUCUUAGAAGGAGUCAUGCAUCGACUGGUGGUGCGGCCUCUGCGCGCGCGCCUCUAUUCGCUGCUGGCCGCGUGGCACUCCGCCGAUGUGAGGCGGCUACACGCUGCUAUUGAACGAGCUCAACAUGCCACGCCAUUACAGCUGGGGAUUAAGGAAUCUACAAAGGUACCUUCCACGGCUGUGCUGGCAGUGAUCUCGAAGCAUUUCCUUAAGAUGCAAGAAGCUGACUCGCCCCUGGACAAGCUUGAGAACCUACUGGCAGCCAUAUCAGUCAUGUUUAAUGCUAUCCGUGGCGAACGAUCCGUAGGCGCAGACGAUCUACUCCCCGUUCUCGCGUGGACGAUCGCUCGCAGCCGUCUAGUCUGUGCGGAGCUCGAAGCAGAACUGAUGGCUGGUCUACUGCCAGCCGCGUUGUUGGCGGGAGAGGGGGGAUACUAUCUGACUGCGUUGUUCUCUGCGGUGGCAGUCUUGAAGAGACUGGCGCCUGAACCGCAGCCUGAUAGUACUACGCCUUGGCGUCGAGGCUCAGUAGACACAACCCGCGAACAGUGUCCAGUCGCCGUAGUCCGGGUGGUGCUCCCAGACGAGUGCCGCGGCUCGAUCCGCCGCGUGCCUGUGCCGUGCCGGCCCGGCGCGCGCGCGCGGGACCUGUGCCGAGCGCUGGCACACGCCGCCGCCAUCACUAACCCGCAAGACUAUGCGUUGUUUGCGCUACAUGAUGGACAUGAAACAAUGCUAAAUGAAAACGACUGCCCUCAAGAGGUGAUGUCAGAGAAAAGCGGACAGAACUUCACUCUGGCCUACAGGAGAAUAGAUGCUAAGAUCGCCUGGCCUCAGCAGGCCCUUCUAUCUUACCCUUAGACUGCUUGCACACCUAGCAAUACGAAGCAACAGCAAUCUCUUAGCAAUAGAAAAUACACAAAAUAUUUUCAAGUAAAACAUCAAUUACAUUCACGAACGAAUCGAUUCUUCGAUUCGGUUGUCAAUCAUGCUCAUUAUCAAUAAGACAUCAACUAUAUUUCGAACGGAUGAAAUCUAUAUUUUUAUCACCAUAAUAAUAAAAUCAAAGUGAUAUUUUAUUCAACUGAUUUUGUAAGUGCUAACGUUUUCUAAGCUUACCCUACUUAUAAGUACAUCGCUUAUAGGCAAUAUUUUUAAAGCGUCGCUACUCAACGAGCAUACUAAUGUCAUAUAACAGUAGCUUUUUUACUCAGUAAUGUAUAAGUACCUAAUUUUUAUAAUUAUAAUCUGACUGAACUUCGGGACGUCGCUCCCAAUUUUGUACAUUUUGUAUCGCGUGGGGAGCUAUCAUUCGGUGGAUGUGAUGUAUGGAGAAAAUGUUCACCAUUUUUUUAUGAUAUUUGUGUAGUACCUACACCUAACUCGAUGUUCGCAGUUAGGGGCUAAUCGUGCUGCCUUAUAAAGGCAGCUUUUAUUUUCUUCAAGUGUGCGUUUGUGUAUGUUCCUAAAUUUCGACGCGUAGGUACACUAAAUAAACUCACCAAAUUGUUGUUUUAGUUUAAUAAAUUUUAAGUAUUUCUUUAAACAUUUCUAGUACUAAAAUUUACUUUUGAAGUAUCUAUACAUAUUUUUAACUCUUACUAACUUGUUUAUGAACUGUGAUGUUAAUCGUAUUAAUUAGUAAUACUAUAAGGUUUUGUAUUAAUUUUUGUAUAUUCGUAGAGCUGUUUCUUAAUAUAAUUUAUUUAUAUGUAACAUUAAGGUACCAACAAAAAGUUUUAAAAGUAAAAGGUAAAUUAUAACAAGUCUGCAAAAACUAUCCAUGAUUGUACUAAAAAUGGAUAGUUUAUCAAUGCUAACUUUCUAAUAAACAAUAGGUCAUUUUGCAGAAAUCCGUUAGAAUUUACCUAUUAUUUUAUAACGUAUUCAGAUGAAACAUUGCCUUACAUUUCUUCGCGGACAAUAUUUUUGUAGUUCGUAUAAUAAACAGUGCAAUCGGAAUUAAUGGGUACGAUUUGGAGAAAUGAUUGAAUUAGUUGAAAUAAGUAGCAUGAGUAGGAAAUCAUAAGUACCUAGUAACUUCUUCCACUGCCAAGUAAAGCAUUCGAUAAGACCUAUCCUGUUUUUGCUGUUUUCGAAGAGCAAUUUAAAACGUUGAAUUUUCCAAUAGAUAAGUUUUCAUUAAAUGCAUGUUCUUUCACGCUUCAUUUAGCUAUCAUAAUCAUUUAAAUACAAUACGACACUUCUAUCAUCAUGAUACCCUUUUUGGCGCUCGAACUGUUUCCUGAGAAAAUCUCUCAAAUUGUGGAAGAUAUGACAUCGCACCUGGAUGUUAUUGUUUAUUCCUACCUAAUUUAAUUGUAUUGUCGAUCAUGCCUUCUCCAUUGUUUAAAGACUGAAUCUUAUUAUAAGCCCUCUUCUUUUUCAUUGCUUUGAAAAAAUGUAGACGGAUUCCUAAGAGUCAACCUAUACUGCCAUAGUUUUUAUGUUUUAAAAACUCACUGUGUGAGAAUUUAAGAACAACAAAACCUUUUAAUAUUUCAUAAGCAUUUCUCCAAGACUCGUACAUUCACAACAGUACAUUGUAGUAGGCAACCGAUUCUGGAUAUGUGACCGGCGUUCGCGCACUGUAAAGCGCGCCAUUUUGUAUUUAUUACGUCACUCUUAUUAACGUUAGUUGUAAAACACGUAUAUUGUGUUUUGAUAAAGUUUUCAGUCAUAUUGUGAAAGGAGUAAAUGGAUUUUUACCAAAUUUAA
Molecule: messenger RNA, 7173 nt
Organism: Helicoverpa zea (corn earworm)
Lineage: Eukaryota; Metazoa; Arthropoda; Insecta; Lepidoptera; Noctuidae
Gene: spri
Product: protein sprint
Exons: 24
Coding region: 304-5316 (1670 amino acids)
Biological process (GO): vesicle-mediated transport; signal transduction
Cellular component (GO): endocytic vesicle; cytosol
Molecular function (GO): guanyl-nucleotide exchange factor activity; small GTPase binding
Source: RefSeq, a predicted model, not a curated record